Molecule: messenger RNA, 554 nt
Organism: Papaver somniferum (opium poppy)
Lineage: Eukaryota; Viridiplantae; Streptophyta; Magnoliopsida; Ranunculales; Papaveraceae
Exons: 3
Coding region: 130-450 (106 amino acids)
Source: RefSeq, a predicted model, not a curated record
CCGAAAAAAAAUGGAAUCAUAUUUUUCGUACAUUUUCUGUUCAAUUCUUGUGCUUUAGAGAAAUUUUGUUUUUUGGUUUUGCUGAUUUGGGAUUUGGUGGUGUUAAAGGAUGCGGAGCUUGCCCAAGUAAUGGAAGGAUCAAUUGAUUAUGAUCCCAUUACUCCUGAACUGUAUCAAAGGGUAUCUUCAAUAAUCCAUGUGAAAGAGGAAGAUGUCAUUACCAUCUCUUGUUCACCAAUGAAUUCUGGUUAUCGUUGUCGUCUUUUGAGGUUACUGGCAGGGCAGUUCAAAAUUUAUUUCAAACCUUCAAGGAUUGCCAUUGUUGUGGCUAGUAUGUGUUCACAAUUUUGCUCUCCAGGUACCAUGGGUACUUCUCGGGUGACAAAAAAUCCCAAGCACAACAGCAGGUUACUUCUAGGGUGCCAAAAAAUCCCAAGCACAACAUCCUGAAGCUAAAGUCGUAUUGGCUUGCAUACCAGGAGCUGAUCCAUGUUUACUUCGAAGCGACUGAUGUUAUUAUCAACUCUAUCAUUGUUUCUCAGUGUAGUGCUAAG